This is a messenger RNA of Oppia nitens, 2552 nucleotides long. RefSeq names its product RING finger protein 10-like. Bases 444 to 2483 code for a protein of 679 amino acids. The record is from RefSeq and is a predicted model, not a curated record. Gene Ontology annotation, biological process: positive regulation of transcription by RNA polymerase II. The transcript has a single exon. Gene Ontology annotation, molecular function: transcription cis-regulatory region binding; metal ion binding. NCBI's taxonomy places the organism in Eukaryota, Metazoa, Arthropoda, Arachnida, Sarcoptiformes, Oppiidae.
ACAGUCAUUGACUGAUCACGUGAUAAAUGGUUAGCCAUUUGUUCGACAUUUUGGUUGACAUUUGCAUUGAAUUUAUAGGACAGUCGUUGAAGUGAAACAAACAAACGUUUGUUUUGAUUGAUUGCAAACCAAACCUAUUGUCGACACCGUUGUGGACACCAAUCGGGAAGACGUCCUCUUUUCCCGACAGACAACAACCAACUCUUUUAAAUCUCUUUUUUUCAUCACUUUUAAACUCUCAUCCAAUUGAAGACAACUGACCGAAAAAUUUGUUUAUUUCUUGGUUUUUGUUGAAGACAUGGAAUCCAAUUACUGAAUACCAAACAGAAUGUCAUAUAAGCCAUCAUUUGAAGAGCUCUUCGCUCAUAAUUAUCUUCACUUUAUCACUAUUUUUAGUAAUAAUAUCCACAACAGUGUGAUUGUUGCCAAAGAUCUGGUAACCAAUGGAUCGCACUCUAGUAUCGCAACAACAGUUUCAGACACAGUCAUCAACUGAUCAGACAGUUGGUCGACAAAACAAUCGGAGUAAUCGUCGGCGUAAUGAUGGCUCAAACAAAAAUUCUGCCAAAUAUGCGAAUUGUAACCAAUAUAAGCAAAAUGUGGGCCAAGCGAUGGCCCGUCAGACAUCCAAUGGACGGAAUCAACGUUCCCGAGCUUCAGGCGGUUCGGGUUCUGUGGCAACUAAUGUUGAUUGUGAUCUCUGGUCGGAUCACUUGAGCGUUGGCUCAUCAGAUCAGAUGAACGAUAAAUUGGAUAAUAAGAAGGUAUUCGGAUCCAAGAAACACAAUUUGAAUCAUUUGCUGAAUUUUACGUAUGAAUCACGCGAUCAGACUUUCGGUGAUCAUAGAGAUUACCGAUACCAGCGAAGAAGUCAUCAGAGAUACUAUAAUAAGGAACACUUUCUUCAGGCUAACUGUCAAUUUGUGGUCAAUAAUCUCAAUGACUAUUCGAUUCAUUGCUUUGAUCCCGACAUUGCUGUUGACUGGAAUGCUGUCGAAGAGAUACGUUUCAAUAGUCUUACGGCCGAAACAUAUUGUCCCAUCUGUUUGGACACUCCAGUGGCCCCGAAAAUGACUCGUUGCGGACAUAUCUAUUGCUGGUCAUGUCUUUUACAUUAUUUGGCUCUCAGUGAUCAUAAAUGGCGCAAAUGUCCCAUUUGUUUUGACUCAAUACAAGCCGAUGACUUGCGUACGGUAUCAUCAGUCAGUAAAGCCGACUAUAAGAUUGCAGAUUAUAUUACACUAAGUCUUAUGAAACGUAAAAAGGGGUCAACCAUUGCAAGUCCGGCUGUUCUCUAUAACGUUAACGAGAAUUGUAUUAAUCAAAAGUUUGAACAAUUGAAUGGCAAUCCAGUGAUCAGUUCUUACCAGAAAAUAUUAGUUGCAUCACCAGCUCAGGUGUUGAAUGAGAUUAUUGAACGCGAGAGACGACAAUUGUUAGCUCAGAUGGAAGCAGAUAAGGACACGCCUGAGGUUUGCUUUAUUGAGAAUGCUUUAAGUGAACUAAAGAAAAGAGAAGAAAUACUUCAGGAGAGAUGUGACGUGAAUUCAUCUCAAGACAUAAAUGCGAAUAUCAAGGAAACGAAGGCCAACAGCACAUCGAAUGAUGAGUUCUAUUAUUUUUAUCAAUCAGAAGACGGACAACAUAUUUAUCUGCAUUCACUGAAUGUCCGUAUAUUGAAACACGAGUUCGGAUCACUUGAGAACUGUCCCCAUAACAUAAGCGCUAAAAUAGUUGAGACGGAAUGGGAGACCAUGACUGAUGAGUUACGCAAAAGACAUCGUUAUUUGCAAAACUUGCCGCUGACCUGUGAGUUCAGAAUUGUUGAACUCGAGUUCACUAAUGAACUCAUUUCGGACACCACUCUUGAGCUGUUCAACAAUGAGAUUAUUCGUAGACAAAAAAAUCGAGCCAAAAGAGCCCGUGAAGAGCGUAGACGUGAACGUCAUAUUCAGGUCGAACAGAAUAAACGAAUUCAUGGCAUAUAUCCGCUUCCGAAGUAUCAGUUGAAUAAUAUGCAACAAUUUCCUAAUUGUUUCAAACCAUCCGAUUCUCUACGCUCUCCAUCGCCGAUGCUUUCAUCAGAAUCAUCAGCUAUUGACGACAACGUCUCUCAUAAUAACUUAGACGUCGAUAAUCAGUCAGCAAAUUAUGGAACGAGUCCGCAGACAGAAAUGGAGUUCCCAUCGUUUGCGACAAUGCUUCGCAAUGGAAAAGCUAAGCCAAUAAUGUUAUCAAAUAAUAACAAUAACAACAACAAUACUACUAAUAGUAAUACAAACGAGUUGGCGGCCAAUGAAUCCGAUAGUGAGUAUCGACCGACAACUUAUAAUUACACAUUAAGUGAUGCCUUUGCCGCCGCUCUCGAACUCAAGAGUAAGUCGUCGACAAAUGACGAAAACAGUGGCAAUAAAAAGGUCUCAAAAAAGAAGAAAAACAAACCAAAGCUUUUGUUGAGUACAGGAAUGAAUCGCAAGUAUUAGUUAUUUGUGCGGCUUAUGGAUUGGCAUUAAUUAAAGUCUAUAAAUAAUUAUAUAAUAAUAAUUACUUUU